AUGCAGAGGUCUGUGAGCUUGUUGGACAAAAAUGAAAAAGUUGAGCAGCAGAGUGAAUAGAGAAGAUUUUUGGAGCUAAAUAGCUAAAUGUAGCCUCCGUCUGCAUUUCCCUCAUCAGGAAAAACAAGUAGAGUGCAGACUCCUCCCCGUGACCUUUGUAAAAUCUUUCAGAGUUUUUCAUUCUGUUGAGCACCUGCUGAGUUACAUGUUCCCUCCUCCUCAUCUCAGCCACAGACGCAGCAGAAGUCAAUCUACAAAAUGCUUGACUCUUGCCUGUUCCUGCUUCUCCUUGUUCCAGGGGGGCAGAUGUUUAUGAUCCAUAACACGCAGCAUGGCCUGUGUCUGGAGGAGUCAGCUGACACUAGUCAAGUUCUCCUGAAACAGUGUGACCUGGACUCUCAGGCUCAGCAGUGGCUCUGGAUCAACCAGGGCAUGCUGACGUGUGUCGGAUCCUCCAGGUGUCUGUCGGCUCAGCAGAACCAUCCGGUCCAAACCCAGGCCUGUCCGGAGUCAGACCAGGAAGCUCCAGAGCUGAUGUGGGACUGUAGCAGUAACAGACUCAGCAGCAGAAACACUUCCUUAAUGCUGUCCACCGACGGCCAGCGUGUGAUUCUCACAAACCACCUCAAGCACUUUGAGUGGAAGUCUCUUGACGAGGUGGACGUCUGUCAGACGAGCCUCCGGCUCCGGAGAGCGUCUGAGGACCAGGACCCGUUAGAGGAUCCGGAGGAGGCAGCAGACGGGAUGAAAGGCAUGACAGAGGAGCAGAGAGAGUAUUUCCGCUGGUUCUACCGUACCGAGGACCCAACUAUUUGGACAUUUGUGCUUUUGGUUCUGGCUUUUGUCUGUUUGCUCAUUGGGUUUUUGCUGCUGGGAAUGGGAGCCAUGGCCAAUAAGAGCAGAAAGAAGAUAGCUAAAUACAAAGCCCAAGCAUCCCUUGUUAAGAGGCAUGAAGGUGAAGAGCUUCAAGUCGUUUCUGCUCUUUGGGAUAACGGCACAUCUCCGUUGCCACAGGGCCACACGUCAUCCGUGUCUGAAGGGGACACAAAGGAACUGAAAACAGGGGACAUUGUGGUCACAUGGAAAGACGGCAAUACCUCCUGCUUGUAUCCAGAUCAUAUUUUAGAGGAGAGACAGGAGGAGCUGGAGAAACAGGAGGAAGUGUGGCAGGAACGAGAGGCUCAUGAUGAGGGGAGGAUGACAGAGUGAAUACUGGUCUGUUCCUUAGCUUUUAAACGGAUCCACCAUUAGUUGUAACAAUAGACUUUAUUUGAGAAAUAUUUAUUUAGAUAUAAAAACAAUACAGUGAAAAUACCGUUUUUAUAAAUUUAAAUAAAAUAUUGUCACAUGGACGUUGCCAUAUUGUUUACACUGCAAUGCAUUCUGGGUAAAUGACGUUUGCUUGGUCCAGUUGUGCUAGCUCCGUCCAGCUAAAACAGCAAUGAUAACAUUAAGACUUUUCAAUUUGAACUGGAGUUCAUUGAAAUUGAUCUGGAUGUAGAAAUCACAAGAAAUAAUGAAGAUGAGGAGAAACAAACAGAGGAAGAGGACAAAGUCACUGAAGAAUCUGGUCUUUGUGCUGCUGCCACAUUCAGUUUCAUAAAUGAAACGAUAAAUGCGGGAUUUAUGUGCUUUGUGGAUAAAAACUGUUGGCAUUGCAUUUGGUUUUAGCUUGUGAAGGUAACCUGCUAGAUCCUUCAUCAGUUUUGCUCAUACUAAUGAUUCAGUCUUCUGGAGAGAAAUGUUGAGGGCACUAUUGUGUCCUUCAGAAAUUGUGUUCAGCUCUGUCCCACUGUUCUCUUUUUUUCAUGUGGGAAGCAAAGCAGACUCACCUCAUUACUUUUUUUAAGUCUAAAAUUACACAACAUGCAAUAUGAUGAACAACUUGGGUUAAGUUAGCCUUCCUGUGUUUACUCUCAGAUUCCAGUACAAAAUGGACCAACCACAUCAUCAAACCAGCAAGGUGAAAAAUGACUACAUCCAUGGGUGAAAAAUAUGAUAGAUCUAAAUUUUUUGAAGUAAUUAUGACUUUUGACAUCUCACAAACUGCAAUUUUUGAGUUAAUAGGAAAGAUGGAACAAAUUUAGGACAUGUUCAACUAACUGUGGAUCACUUUAACAUUUCCUUUCAUUCAGAUUUAAUAAACUACAAAGCUCUAAAGAUGUUUUUUCAACAAUCAUGUGACUGACUACCUGCUCGGUACUCUUUGAUGUGAACUAUUCAGAAAUCUUUAAAUCCCCUCAACCUCUUCUGUUUCUGUCUUAUGUAAUCUUGACCCAAUGAUGACUGCUGCCACAAGCUCACCUGAAACCACUGCAGGUCUUAAUGCAGUGACCUGAUGGAGUACAUGGAGUAUGCAUCAGUGUCAUCCAAUGAGAUUCAUGACUCCUCUGGAGUCAGGUGUACAAAUUAAAACCCAAAAUAGAAGCUGAGAUUUAAAUUUAGCUGAUAUUUUGGCCUUAACUUAAACAUUUAAUUGUAUUAGAAGCUUUCAAUUGUGCUUUAAUCAAUUCUAUACAUGAUAACAACACUAUGGCAAAAACAACAGAAUACUAUUUUAUAUAAACUGAAAUUAGAUUUUUUAAUAUUUUUUUUUGGUUGAUUCCUUUUUAACUAAAAUUUAAAAUGAUCUCACUAUGUUUUUAAUAUAAAGUCUAUUCCCACAAAUCUUUGUGUCACUUUUGUAAAAAAUUGCUUCAGUUUUAAAAAUCUGGCAGCUUUAAUGGAGCUGAUCAGCAUGGAGGAGAGUCGUUCUGGAACAGUUCUAUUCUCACUCAGUGUUCUUGUACUUUUCUUAUUGUUUUCAGUCUUUCUAAUUUAUAGAACACCUGUUGCCCUUUGUGUCUAUUUGGUUCAACUCCUCACCACCAUCAGUGGGACAUUGUACUUUCUGCUUCAUCUUAUUCAUUUCCACUGCUCAUUUGUGGCUGAUCAGAAGGACUAAUUAUGCCACUUUGCUGCCAUGUAGUGAACUCGGUAAGCCAAAGUAUGACUAAUUUCACAACUUUGCAUCCUGUAUAUGGUAACUUGUAUGUGUUAUAUUCAAAAUCAAUUUACAAUCUGCUUGACAGUAAAAGCGCAACAUUAGAAGUAAGUGGUUAAAGUUUCCAUUUAGCAUAUGUCUGUCUUCUCUGUAAUGUGUUGUUAAAUCAAUUUUCCAUCUUGUUUUGUUGAAACUUUUUCCAAAAUGGAAUAAGGUUAUACCUAAGUGGUAAAUGGACUGAACUGAUUUUGCAAUCAUUUUAAUCACUAAAAUAAAUGUGACUUACAC
This is a messenger RNA of Gambusia affinis (western mosquitofish), 3271 nucleotides long. Its product is annotated as solute carrier family 51 subunit beta. Bases 259 to 1209 code for a protein of 316 amino acids. Gene Ontology annotation, cellular component: plasma membrane. The transcript is spliced from 6 exons. NCBI's taxonomy places the organism in Eukaryota, Metazoa, Chordata, Actinopteri, Cyprinodontiformes, Poeciliidae. Gene Ontology annotation, biological process: bile acid and bile salt transport. The record is from RefSeq and is a predicted model, not a curated record. Gene Ontology annotation, molecular function: protein heterodimerization activity; transmembrane transporter activity.